CGACCUUAUCUAAUGGCAAACCAUUUUUUAAAAUAGAUAUUACAAGUUCAUCAAAUCACAACAUUACAAUGAUGAUACAAAAAAAAUACGUAGAUAUUUAAACGUAGCGCCAAGUAUGAUUAAUCCGAAAUGACGGUCUCAUAUGAUCAACAAAAAACUCCUUUAAAAGAUAAGCGUUAAUAAAUUGUUAUCACAGAUAAAGUAACAGUAUUACAGUACUUUUGGGGCGAUACUCAGUAAUCAGUACCUAAGUUUGUACAGAAUGAUUCUCAUGUACAUAAGUUCAGUGACUAAACGAGACAAGAAAAAUCUAAUAAUCUAAAAAAGAGUUCAUAUUCGUCUAAACAAAACGUUUGUAUCUGUAUGUAAGUUAACAGUGGUUGAUAAGAAAAUAUGGAAUCCAUAACACCAUCGGAGUUACAAAUUGUAGAAAAUGUGGUAAAACCAUACAAUACGGUUGAAUUAUAUGUGGGUCUGGGGUUGGCAAUCAGCUCUAGUGGAUUUAUAGGUGCUAGUUUUAUAAUUAAAAAAAAAGCAUUGAUAAGACUUCAAAAGUUCGGAGGACUGAGAGCUGGGUCUGGUGGUUUUGGAUACCUUAAAGAAUGGAUAUGGUGGGCAGGUCUUUUGUCUAUGGGAAUAGGAGAAGCUGCAAAUUUUGCAGCAUAUGCAUUUGCACCUGCAUCUUUGGUUACUCCAUUAGGAGCACUCAGUGUUUUAGUAGCAGCAAUGUUAGCUUCAUAUUACUUAGAUGAAAAGCUGAAUUUGUUGGGAAAAAUUGGUUGUGUUCUAUGUAUCCUGGGAUCAACAAUGAUAGUCCUUCAUUCCCCUAAAGAGGAGGAAAUUGAGAGUCUGGAUGUAUUACUAGCAAAACUAAGGGACCCAGGCGUUAUUAUUUAUAUUUUAAUCAUAAUAAUUAUUGCAGUAUUAAUCAUUUUUGAGUAUGGUCCUGUCUAUGGAAGACACCAUGUAGUAGUAUAUAUACUGUUGUGCUCAUCCAUAGGCUCCUUAACGGUAAUGAGUUGUAAAGGUCUUGGGUUAGCCUUAAAAGAGACCAUACAUGGUACCAAUGAAUUGGGAAAUUGGCUGACAUGGAUAUUCCUCUUCACAGUUAUCCUAUGCAUUACUAUUCAAAUGAACUAUUUGAACAAGUCAUUAGACUUAUUUAAUACUGGCAUAGUCACUCCAGUCUAUUACGUUUUCUUCACAACGUUUGUGAUAGUGGCCUCAGCAAUUCUCUUUCGUGAAUGGGAGCACAUGAAACCUGAUGAUAUAUUGGGAUCACUUUGUGGAUUUUUCACUGUCAUUAUUGCUAUUUUCAUGCUUAAUGCCUUUAAGGAUAUGGAUAUCAAAUACAGUGACAUUCAGGGUAUGCUCAGACCAAAACGAGAUCUUGUCACAAACUACAAUCCUACAUGGAACUCCCAAGACGAGGAAGGUUUAAUGACUAGAUCGGAAACUGAACAAGAACACAAUUAUGGAAGUCCUGGUAUUACUAGAAAUAAUCGCAUUUGACGAACUCAGGACAGAAUGGAAAAAUCCCAUUGAUCAAUGCAAUAGUUUAAACCCUCUUGUUCUCCCAGAGUAUGGCCUGCACAUUUUGUCAAAUCUGCUAUUCUUGAUAAGUGGAGAAUG
Cephus cinctus (wheat stem sawfly) is the source of this 1632-nucleotide messenger RNA. RefSeq names its product magnesium transporter NIPA2 (gene spict). Gene Ontology annotation, molecular function: magnesium ion transmembrane transporter activity. Gene Ontology annotation, cellular component: membrane. The record is from RefSeq and is a predicted model, not a curated record. NCBI's taxonomy places the organism in Eukaryota, Metazoa, Arthropoda, Insecta, Hymenoptera, Cephidae. Bases 394 to 1512 code for a protein of 372 amino acids. The transcript has 6 exons. Gene Ontology annotation, biological process: magnesium ion transport.